AUGGCGGAGGAAGUUUCAUCACAGAUGAACUCACUCUCAAUAUCCGAAACCAAACCAUCACCAUCUGCAACGAUCUCCCUCGUUUCAGCUGACAACAUUGUUUUCAAGGUCGAACCUACCGUCGCCAAAGAGAUGGAAACCGUCCAAUCGUUCAUUGACGAAACGGAAGGACAACUUUCAACGAUUCCUCUCCCCAACAUUUCCAGUCAUGACCUCCCCUACAUAAUCGAAUAUUGUGAGAAGAGCAUCUCCGGAAAGAUCACAAAGGAGUUCGAAGCGGAGUUCGUGAAAAAGCUGAACAACGAAGAGGUGAAAGAGCUUUUUCUCGCUGCGAAUUAUUUAAACAUCAGGAAGCUUCUUGAUUUUCUAAGCCAGGUUAUUGCUGAUCGAAUUGCGAACAAGAGUGUGGAAUAUGUGAGAAGGUAUUUCGGAAUUGAGAACGAUUAUACGCCGGAAGAAGAGGCUAAGCUUCGUGAAGAACUUGCUUGGACGUUUACUGGAGUUGAUCCCGAUGAUGAAGAUGAGAAUUAA
This is a messenger RNA of Lathyrus sativus (Indian pea), 531 nucleotides long. Lineage: Eukaryota; Viridiplantae; Streptophyta; Magnoliopsida; Fabales; Fabaceae. The record is from the annotation of a GenBank genome assembly.